CAACAAGCUGGACCCACCCUGUCUAUUUACUCCCACAACAUUGCAUUUUGCUCUGCCGCCAUUCUAUUGCAUCGCCAGAACUACGCGAUUAACGUCAUAUAAAUUACUACAAUGGCAUCCUGGCUACAAAAGCAGCGCAAGACGGAGCUUGCCUCACUUGCUAUCGAUUCGGGCCUUAGUGGAUGGGAGCACAUGCUCAAAGAUGAGCUUGUUUCCAAGCUCGAUGAACAUCUGAAGACCCAGGAGCCCACCCUGUCCUCGCACCCCCACUUCGCGGAAUACUACGACCGCAACAACGGAACUCCCGUGAAGAGGUCGCGCACCGUCCCUCCGGCCGAUGCGAACGAAGCUCCCAGGUCGACCCGCCCGCGCAGGCGCACAACCAGGGUCAAGGAGGAGGUUGAAUCGCAAGAUGAGACCGUCGACUUGAAGGACAAGGAUAGCAGCAGCCCUCUUGAGUCGCCGUCGAUGGCUCUGGCAACGCGUACCCCGCGCGCAGUCGAGCGCGUCGCGACUCAGGUCCCGCUGCCGCCGUCGCCCGCUGUCGUCACCGAUGCGAUCGAGCGUCAGACUGCGAUCGUGCGGGGCAAGGUGGGCGAGGCGUGGGAGGGCACCGGCAUCACUGACUACGCCGAGUACGUGCGCGAGGUGCUGAGCUCUGUCGUCGGCGUGGAGGCUGCGGCCAUCCUGGUUGAGGCAUACUACCUGCAGAGGCAAGUAAUGCCGUGGACUUACUUUUUCGACAUCCCCGCCGUGGAGGCGCUGGGGACAAACUCGCACCCGGUGUAUUUGCCGCAGCUCUUCGUGCUCUUGACGAGCUCGUUCUGGGCGCCCUCGCUCCUUUGGGCUAGCACGAGCCUCUUCGUUCCGCUUCUGUUUGCGUACUUUUUCAACUUGACGCUCCGGACCAAGAUAAACAACGGCGUCACGACAUCCACUACCACGUACCGCGCCGACCCGCUGACUUUCAACAUUAUGAAAGCUCUCGUCACCUACAUGGUUUAUGCGCAAGGCGUCAGGUUCUCGGGCAUGGUCGGCGACGACACCGUGCUGAAGGUUGACGGAGCUCUGCCCGGCGGAUACCAGAGUGCGAUGAUUGGCGCCGGCAUCGGCAUCAUCACCAGCAUUUAUGAGGCGGUCCUCAAGAAGCAGCAUACGACCAGCGCGUGAUAGCUUGGUUAACUCGUUUGGUACAUGUACGGCGAGGUGUUGAUGAAAGAUCCGGCACGUUUCGGUAGUUGGUAUUCUGUGAUUCGGUGCGGUUUCUGGUCAUGGUAUUCGGCGCAUUAGGCCAGCGGUUUUCAGGCUGUCGGCGGACUACUGGGCGGUUUGAUGGCGUUGAGGUUAGGUAGGCCUGGUACCCCGCUUCCGGGUCGCGGCUUUGAGCGGCUGGCGGGGCAGCAGCAGAUUGAGGUUCGGGGACGAUUGUGCAAUGGCAGUUUCGUUCUGUUUU
Molecule: messenger RNA, 1453 nt
Organism: Aplosporella prunicola CBS 121167
Lineage: Eukaryota; Fungi; Ascomycota; Dothideomycetes; Botryosphaeriales; Aplosporellaceae
Exons: 3
Coding region: 112-1170 (352 amino acids)
Cellular component (GO): membrane
Source: RefSeq, a predicted model, not a curated record